AUGCGCAGAGCGUCGCGUACUAUGCGCAGGCGCACGUGGCUGCCGCGUGAUCGUGCGACAGGUGAGGCACGCCCACCAACACGAACAGUAUUUGGCCAGUAUAAUGUUAUCGAGAUUACAGCUGUUCUGACCAUCAACCCCAUAUCAAACAAACAUUAUUAUUUGAAUAAGAAAGUAGUAUCUAUGCGAUGUACAAUUCCUACAGAGAGUAACCUCAAGAGCUACUGGAAAAUGUACCGAAAUCCCAUGGAAAUACGGAGCUUAUUGACAUCUCCAACAAAUGGGCGCCAUAAAGCACUCCCAGCAUAUUACGCUAUCAACUUGAAGUGA
Messenger RNA from Arctia plantaginis, 330 nucleotides. The record is from the annotation of a GenBank genome assembly. Lineage: Eukaryota; Metazoa; Arthropoda; Insecta; Lepidoptera; Erebidae.